AUGGCAGACCUAGCAGCAGAGGAGAAGGGCAAGCCCCAGAUAGCUGGCGUUGAAAGAUCAGACUCAGAAUGCGGUCCGGCCGAAGAAGGGAGCCAGUCUCUUGAAGCAGAAAAGAGGAUGAUGCGAAAGGUUGACAUUAACCUCAUGAUUCCGCUAUGGAUCCUUUUCGUCUUCGGAUUUCUCGACCGCAUCAACCUUGGAAAUGUCGCGGUCCUUGGGAUAAUGGAUGAGUUGAAACUCAAAGGGAAUGACUUCAAUAUUGCAGUGCAGAUAUUUUUUGUGCCAUAUGUCCUGAUGGAUAUCCCGAGUAACAUUUUGCUAAAGAAAUUUGCUCCAUCAACUUGGAUUAGCAUCCUCACCUUCCUAUGGGGUGUUUCAUCCAUGUGUCAGGGAUUCGUGAGAAACAACGGCGAUCUUAUUGUUUGUCGCUUUUUCAUCGGUGCCUUCGAAGCAGGCUUUGUUCCCGGUUGUGCAUACCUAAUGGCCACAUAUUACAAGCGCCAUGAAUUCCAAAAGCGCCUUUCGCUCUUCUGGGUGGCUGGCUUACUUGCGGGAGCCUUUGGCGGUCUCUUAGCCUACGCUAUCGACCAUAUGGCAGGACUAGGAGGAUAUUCUGGCUGGAGAUGGAUCUUUAUAUUGGAGGGUCUCUUUUCAAUCGCCCUUGCAGGUCCUGCAAAGUUUUUUAUUGCCGACUGGCCGGAGCAGGCAAAAUUCUUGACCAGCGAGGAGAAAAAGGUGAUGCAGACUCGCAGCAGCCAGGACGUUGGGGGCGGAGCCAGGAUGGAUAAACUUGAUAUCACCGCAUGGAAAAGAAUCCUGACCGACUGGAAAAUAUAUGUUGGCACAUUUAUUUAUAUCAACAUUACUGUAUCAGGUUACGCGACAGCCCUUUUCAUACCAACAAUUGUGAGGUCCCUCGGAUAUUCUGGGAUCCAAAGCCAGAUCCAUAGUAUUCCGAUAUGGCUUGUGACGGCGUUCGUUACACUUGUCGUCUCAUACCUGACAGACCGUCUCAGGCAUCGACUGGGCUUCAUCCUCUUUGGCGUUACUUUCGGAAGCAUUGGGUAUAUUAUCCUUCUUUGCCAGGGGCCCAUCGUCGGUGGACUGCCGGCCGGCAUUCGCUAUAUGGCCGUCUUCUUUGUCUGCGUAGGCUGUUAUAUCGUCCAGCCCGUGACCAUCGUCUGGUUGGCGAACAACCUCGGAGGUCACUAUAAACGGGCCAUUGGUUUAGCAAUCCAGAUUGGAAUUGGAAACCUAGGUGGCCUCAUUGCAAGCAACGUCUUCGUGAUGAAGGACGCGCCACGGUACUUUGUUGGAUACGGCGUUUGCCUGGCCACCCUUAUCAUGUGCGGAUGCGGCAGUGUUGUCCUCGCUCUGGGGCUCUUGCGUGAGAACAGGCUGAGAGAACAAGGCAAACGUGAUGAUAGGCUUCAGCUGGACGAGAGCAUCUUGGGAAAUAUGGGCGAUGAUGAUCCACGGUUCCGCUUCACGAUCUAA
Messenger RNA from Arthroderma uncinatum, 1497 nucleotides. RefSeq names its product MFS transporter. Lineage: Eukaryota; Fungi; Ascomycota; Eurotiomycetes; Onygenales; Arthrodermataceae. Gene Ontology annotation, molecular function: transmembrane transporter activity. The transcript has 2 exons. Bases 1 to 1497 code for a protein of 498 amino acids. Gene Ontology annotation, biological process: transmembrane transport. The record is from RefSeq and is a predicted model, not a curated record. Gene Ontology annotation, cellular component: membrane.